AUGGUCUGCGACGACGACACAUUGGUGCUUGUGGAUAACUUGGUCGAGGUACUAAACAAGUUUGAUCACACCAAGUACCAUUACAUUGGAGGCAACUCGGAGUGUGUGAAGUCCAAUGCCGACUUGUCAUUCGACAUGGCAUAUGGUGGGGCUGGCUAUGCUUUGAGCUGGCCCUUAGUCGAGGCAUUGUCGAGCAAGAUCGAAGGCUGCAUUGAGAGGUAUCCACACCUUUUUGUUAGUGACCAUAUGGCUCAGUCCUGUUUGGCUGAAAUUGGAGUUGCUGUUGCUCAUCAGAAGGGAAUUCACCAGAUUGAUCUCCAUGGUGACAUCUCAGGCUUUCUAUCGACUCAUCCACAAGCCCCUUUGCUAACCCUUCACCAUUUUGACACCAUAGAACCAAUCUUCCCCUCCAUGGACCGCCCCGAAGCCAUUCAACACCUCAUGAAAGCAGCAGAAGUCGACCAAUCUCGUCUCGCGCAGCAGACCAUUUGCUAUCAUAGGGAGAGCAACUGGUCUGUCUCGGUUUCCUGGGGCUACUCUGCUUACAUAUACGAGAACAUCAUCCCUAGAAGCACAUUGAUCAAGCCCCUCGAGACGUUCCAGCCAUGGAUUAUCAACACUAGCUACCCGGCCUUCAUGUUCAACACGAGGAGGCCGAAUGAUGAUGCUUGUGAGUCCCCCCACGUGUUCUUCUUCCAGUCUUUAGACAAAGACUGGAAGAAGAACGACAACGCGUCUGCAGCAGUAGUAGGGGACCAGCAGGUUGUCACUACGUAUGCUCGAAAGUGGCCAGCCAACUUGCGUCCUUGCGAGUUGGCUGGGAACCACUCUUCCAGUCUUGUGGAUGAGAUUCGGGUGGUUUCUCGAACGAGGGCUCGUAAGAUGGUGAGUUUGGAUCCUCUUCUGCAUAUGUUUCUUUAG
Messenger RNA from Linum tenue, 921 nucleotides. NCBI's taxonomy places the organism in Eukaryota, Viridiplantae, Streptophyta, Magnoliopsida, Malpighiales, Linaceae. The record is from the annotation of a GenBank genome assembly.